AGGGGGAUGAACUGUAGGAGGAAUUGUCAUUUGUCAGCUGUUGUGAAGGUACAAUAAGCAGGCUGUCUCUCUGAAUCCUGCAAGAAUAUCGUGCUCAGGUUGGAUCGCUGAGUGAGCAAUGGCAUCGCAAAGGGCUGCUCCAAGGAUGGCUGAGACAACGGCGGCAGGCAACUCUUCGGGAAGCUCUGAGGUGAUGUCAGAAGCGGAGGGGGAAGACAGCGAGGACAAGAGUGUAGACAUUGAAAGGCCGUCCUCAGUGCUGUGGGAGAGGGUCAUCCGCCAGACCAUACUCAUUGACCUCAGCGACAAUGAGAGCCUCCACUUCAACGACCUGCAGGGCACCUUCAACAUUUGCCUGUCACAGGAUUCCGCGCCAGAAGCAAGCUUUCAUUUAAGUGAAAAUAUGGACGAGUCCGAUUCACGUGAAGACACCCAAGAUAAGGUCACUUUUUCUGAGAGCAGUCUCCUCGACAACAGCUGCUGCAGCCAGGCAGGCGGGGCCCAGGAAGGCUUGGUCCAAGGGGGUGGGGCUCAGAGCAGUGAGAUGAGGGUGUCUGUGCAGAGGCCCAACACAAUGGAGGCGUCACUAGCGUACGAGUAUGAGGAAGCAGGAGACACCAGCGAGGAAGAGCAGGAGGACCUCCCAUAUGACGGCGAUCUCAGCCUGGAUCUCGGCAACACCACUGGUGAACAAGACCUCGGCACUAUGGACCAGAGUGAAAGAGAGGCUAAACUGGAGGACGAGCUUCCUGCACAGUCUCCAACAGUAGAUUCUGGUUCAAUUAACCAGGCCAUCGUGGACAAUACCUCUCCUUCACUGGUUCUGGAAGAGGCAGGCAAGAUGUAUGGCCCAUCUGCUAGAGGGAUCCACACUACUGACUGCAGGAUGUGGGUCGCAGAGGGAGGCGAGGGUCUUCCAGAGGUUCACGGCUACACCAGGCCCACAGAGGCUGUUGGGCGGAGCCAACCUAAUGAUGCUGCGGCUCAUUCAAACAUCAAAGAGCUCCUGCUUCAGCAUUUCUCUCGGGAUGAGCUGCUCAACUCCAGCUUGUACAUUGAGGCCGAGACUAUGCCCGAGGUGUCCUUUGCCGACAGCGUGGAUGAGACCACACUGAGCAAGGCCCUUCUCUCGCUGAAAUUAGGCAGGGACACCAGCAUCACCCCAGGAGACAACAGUGGGCAGAGCCAAGAGGGCAAGAUGACAGCCUCUGAGGAGGAGGGCAAGCAGAAAGCCAAAGAGUCUCAGGAAAAUGAGGACACCCCUUCUACAGGAAGUGACAUAGCGGUAAGUCCUGUUGAGGAACCUAUGGAGCAUGGCAGGCCUGGGAGCCCUGACCCAGAUAACGAUGGGGUCCAAAUACAGAACUCUUUCUUAGGGAGGGCUCGGUCUUACAAUGAGCUCAAAUAUGGACAAGGCCAAGUUCACUACCCCCUUCCGGAUUUUUCCAAGGUGGCCCCCAAAGUUAAAAUCCCCAAAGCCGGUGCCGCAAAACCAGUCUGUCACCAGCCAGGCAUCCUCAGGGCCCAGUCCUCCCCAGGAAUGCUGGGUAAAUCCCCAGCCUCUUGCAAGGCUACCGUGGACCUCAUUAACAAAGUCCUGGAGGACUCCAUUCAGCCAUCUGAAACGCCAUACGUCUUCAGUGACCAGCCAAAGCAUCAUGAAGAUGCACCAAAGUCAACCGAGCUUGUACAGCAUUUACAGGCUGAAUAUGAUAAAUUAUUAACCAAAUAUGCAGAGGCAGAAAACUUGAUUGAUCAGAUGAGACUUGGCACUAAACAGGCACAGGGCCCAGUAGAUACUGUGGCUUUUGAGGGCCUGGAUUUGCUGGAGGUUCAGGUCCCUGAAACCAGCGUGCACCAGCUGGACCAGCCCGCGAAGCACCGUCACCCCACCUACAGAGGGCAUCCUGAAAACCUGGAUGAUCCACACCUGGAUACCUGCCCUGCACAGACAGACCAAUCACAGCCAAGCGAGGGAGAAAAAAUGACCACUGAACUCAUGGAAAUUAUAAACCAGUACAUGGAAAAGGUGGACGACUUUCAAAACUGUCUGAACCUCAUGUCUAUUGGAGUUAGUGAACAGCAGAUGGUCUUUAAGAGUUUGAUGGAUGCUCAGGAUCAGCUUGAAAGGAAUUAUAUUGCCAAGAAAGAGGAACACCGAGCUCUCGAAAUGCAAAAUUACAUGGGCUUAGCUACAAACACAGGGGAGUUUGAUCCGGAGAGGACAGUAGAAGGGGAGAUAUUUAGGAUCGGCAUGCGCCUGGAAGACAUCAGAGAGCUGAUCGACAGAAACGUCCGCAGCCAGCUCUCACUCCCUGCGUCCUCCUCCGCCCCUGCACCCUCGCUGCCCCCGGACGCCAUCUUCUCCCCCCCACCGUCAGCGUGUGAGGAGCCAUCUUCUUCCUCAGAGAAUGUGGGGACAGAGAAAGCCACGGCGGGGUUGCCCCAUGCACCUGCUCAUGUUCCGCAGACCCAUGAUGAUCCCGCAAAUAAACCAGAGUGCAGCGGACACACCAGUACCAGUCUUCACCACUUGGACCCGUCCCUGGAGAGGCUUGGGUUUGGCAUACGUGCGGAGGAAGAGGAAGAGGAAGCCGACCCGAGCGCGGGGAAAGCACGCAAUGGAGCACAUCUGCCUUUGCAGAGCAUGACGCCCCCUAGCCCGCAGGAGACAUCAGAAAGGUCAGGACCUGUGUUGCCCUGGGGCUGUGGAGGGAAUGCUGCUCAUUCCUCUGUCACACAGACACAGACCCUCUUGCCUCAAACACAGAGUGUGUCCCAGGUGCAGAGAACAGUGACACCGGAGACAGACAGUGGGUUUGGGAGCUCGGACCUUAGCCCUCCGGCUGCAGAACAACCGCCGUCCCAGUCAGAGACAGAGAGGUCACGUUUAUAUUCUGAACAGUACUCCAGUCCCGUUAACACGAGUGGCUCAGACAGCGAAGCGUCCAGCUCUGCUAUGCAGACGACCACUGUCCACAAUGCAUUGUCAUGGAAGCCAGGUGAAGGCCUGCAGCAGAUGAACGGAGUGGACCAUGGAGCAUAUGGCAGUGAAGGAGUUAACACCGGUCUGACUGGAGGUGGAUCUCACACUUCUAGGCAUCCUGGCCAGUGUGGCACAGAUGGCCAUCUGGUACCGCCCCCUCAAACGCUCAGCCUCUCCAACGAUUGGCCACUUGGGCGCAUGGCACCAGCUGAGGCUCACGGCCACAUCUGCUCUUGCCACAACGAGGCUAUCUCAGCCCUGCAGUCGGAGGUGGCCAGGCUGAAACAGGAACUUGAGGAAAGCCUAUUUCAGCUGCCUCACAUCACUAAGAGGAUGGACUACCUGGCAUCCAGAUACAAGCAGGAGAAGAGGCCCAAAUCCAGGUCAAGGGCCAACAUUAGAGCCUCCCCCAGCAGUGACUUGAGGCAUUCAGGGUAUAGACAUAGGAAAGAGACUUUGAUGAAUACAGAUUCAGACCUCCUCAAAGUAGAAGACUGGAUUUCUUCAGAUAUGGAGCCAAGUAAGACUCGAAUGUGGCUGACUUCGUUUUCAAAUCUAAAAUCAUUUCGUCUGCAGUUUUUGUUGUGGUUUUCAGUGAUUAAUAGUGUAAAGCAUGAGCAAAAUAAAACAAAAACUCUGAGAUCUGGUGUGAAAACAGUGUGUGCAUCAAGGUGGAGCUUGAGAGCGUUUGUUGGGGUGUUCCCGAAAACACAACAAUACAUUCCUUACGGGGGUGACUCCUGCCAAUCUGUGAGGCCAGAACAUUCCAGAAAUUCGCAUCAAGUUGGCAGAGGAGGGGACGGCAGGCCACAUCCCCGCUCCGACAGGCGAGGGAGGCCACGCAGUGCGAGACGCGAGUCCGCAGUUAUCUUGGCAACAGGGAAUGUGGAAACCAUCCACUCAGAUGGGAGCCCUCAUCCAAAUUUGAUGAAACCCCCACAGAAGUCAUUGCUGCAAGUCAACUACGGUUCCUCCUACAGUUUGCCUGCAGGGUUUAAGGCCCUGGAGCCACAGCCUGCGGGCCAGCAGAGGGGACGCUCUACCCAGUCAGACUCGGCCCUCCUGCCCAGCAACAUCUACUUCCAGAGGCCGCGGGGCAGAGCUCCGGCCUCCUCACGGAGCAGCAGCCCCUGCACGUACAGAGGGAGUGAGGACGAAGACAUCAGCAGGACGUUGGACCGCGCCAUCGAGGCCGCGCGGAGCAUGAAGCGCAGGACGGACAGGAUGGCCCAGAGCCUUUCGGCUGACCUGGCCAAGGCGGAGCUGCAGAGGAAGCUGAGCGGCCUCUGUCCACGGCGGCGGCGUGAAAACUCAGACUCGUGACUCGCGACAGGGCAACGAGUCUUCGGCGGCCUGCAGAACGCGUGGAACUAUCGUGAGGCAUCAGCGACUUGCUAUUAGAGCCAGCUAUGGCGCCUGGUUGUGGAGUCGUGAUUCAUUCAAGUGAGUCAGUGAUUCAUUCGAAAUGACAACGCAUGGUAGCUCUGGCCAUUAUGGGAUUCAAGCAGUCCCACUUAGCUGUCGCUGAUACUAACAUAUUAAUUGAAGUGUCCAGAGGCAACCUCUACAGUGAAAGAAUUUUACAUGGACUGCAUUUGAUAUACAUUAAAAAGAAAUUCUA
Messenger RNA from Anguilla anguilla (European eel), 4607 nucleotides. Its product is annotated as microtubule organization protein AKNA-like. The transcript has 21 exons. The record is from RefSeq and is a predicted model, not a curated record. The coding region runs from base 119 to 4309 and encodes 1396 amino acids. Lineage: Eukaryota; Metazoa; Chordata; Actinopteri; Anguilliformes; Anguillidae.